Molecule: messenger RNA, 1112 nt
Organism: Fukomys damarensis (Damara mole-rat)
Lineage: Eukaryota; Metazoa; Chordata; Mammalia; Rodentia; Bathyergidae
Biological process (GO): ribosomal small subunit assembly; translation
Cellular component (GO): cytosolic small ribosomal subunit; ribosome
Molecular function (GO): structural constituent of ribosome
Source: RefSeq, a predicted model, not a curated record
AUGGAAUACGACAACUUCACAAAAAAUCAAAAACAGAAUUAUUGUAAGAUCCAAAAACUCUGCUUCAGGCGUUUACCAAAAGAACUAGAAGGCUCUCACUAUGCAGUCCAGGCUGGCCAUCUCAAGCUGCUUCUCUAUUUUGGAAAGAUCUUUACCAAUUUUUACAUCUGGGGCCUACAGCACUUAGAUAUAAACUUGUUCUGUGGCAGGCCGCUCCAGCGUCCCGGAGCUCCAGCCUCCGCUGGGGACCGGGGUCAGGCCCACAGUUGUGGUCCACUUCCACCCUCCGUCGCCGCUGGUGGGCUCCAGGGGCCAGCACGGGGGUUCUCCAGACGACACAGUACAGGGAAGGCCUCCUGGACCCGGGACCCCACCGCCGGGGCCGAGACCCGAUUGCCCAAGUCCCAGGAGCCUCCCCGCGAAGGCCUAGGGGUAGUGUGUGCCUGCGGGCUUCCGUCGGCCCGGCUAGGGUCUCGGGCUCUCACUCACCACAGAGCCGCGCAGGCGGAAGUGAGGCCGAAGCAGCAGCGUGCCCCCCGGAAGCUUACCUACAGAGGCGGGGACUUCUACCAGCUGCUGGCUGUGUCCUACAAACAGCUGAUGCAGAUCUAUAACGCUUGGCAGAGGCGGCAGAAGCAGCAUAAGUGCCUGUGUAAAGCCAAGGAGGCGCCGUACCUGCUGGAGAAGCCAGAGGUGAGGACAUACCUUCGGGACAGGUUCAUCCUGCCCGAGAUGGUGGAUCUCGAGGUCUACGAUGGACGCUUCUACCACAUGCAGAUCAAGCCGGAGAAGAUCAGCCACUACUGGAGUGAGUCCUCUAUCACAAGCCCGGAAGCGUGGCGGGCCCAGCAUUGAUCCGGCUCACCCUUCCCGUUUCAGCCCCCUCCUGUAGCCAAUAAAGGCACCACACCCACCCGCCACGCACAGACUAGAGUCACCUAUUAUGCAGUAUACUCUACAUUCUGCAGAAGGAACAUUCUAUGUAAAGGUAUCACAAGAUUAUAUACUUUUUAGAUGAUCAGUUGUUACAAGUAGAUAAAGUAUUACUCAAUUUCAAGUGGUGCGUCAUCCAUCUUAAUUUUUUUGUGCUUUUACUCCAACAUACGUCAACC